CUCCGCAGAAACGGCACGCCCAAUUACGAGAAAGAAUCUCUCAUACCAACCGAGGCCUUGGCCGUCUUGGUGCUUGGAGCUCGUGCUUCGUGUUCACGUCCUGGCCGGUGAACCUCAGUGCAUGCACGCGAGGCUCGAGCAACUUGCUCCCACGAGAAUGCAAGUGGAGAUCCGUCUCGUUUCUGACGUCCAUCAGCAUCAUGCUGCACGCCAUGUGCCGUGUUCGGAAGUGGUUUUCGGAAUCAACCUUCAGCUGCUGUGCUCAUUCUCGUGUCUUCAUGAUCACGGCUCCAAAGAUGCCGCCAAGUUCUGACCCUCUCCCGCGCUAUAAAGCCUCGGGUUAUCCGCGAGGAAGAAGCUCAUCACUAGCAGCAAUUACUCUCAUUGCCCUCUUGGCCUCCACCAUGGUCUCUGCCAUGCCCGGCAACCCCGGCUAUGGCACCACCACUGCUCCCGGCAAGGGUGGUGAUAAUGGUGGUGACAAGGGUGGCGAGACCAGUUGCUACACCAAAUACAUCACCGAGACUUCCGUCGGCAAGACGCCCGUGGUCGGCACCAGCACCAAGACGAUCCCCACCGUCAUCACCAAGGUCGUAACUGUCCCCUACACGACCGUCGUCACCGUCCCCUACCCCACGACCUACUACGAGACCGUCCCGGUCGUCAAGACUGUGUACGAGACCAAGACACUCACCAAGACGGUCAACAAGGAAUCGACGUCCGUCGGCGAGAAGCCCGUCACCAAGACCGAGACUUCCUACUCCACCUCUCUGUGCCCCACGACCACCUACUCCCAGUUCACCACCAGCACGGUCAAGAGCGAGGCUACUUGCACCACCAAGGGCGGCUACGGUGGCGGUUACUAAGCUAGCCAAGCAAGGUGUGGCUUUUACAGGCUGCAUGAUGAUUUUUGCUCACUGGAGCAAAAGAAACGCGUGCCACUAGGACGUUAAUGGGCAGGGUAAGGAACACGUUUGUUGGGCGGUGAAG
This is a messenger RNA of Aplosporella prunicola CBS 121167, 990 nucleotides long. RefSeq lists its product as uncharacterized. Bases 201 to 866 code for a protein of 221 amino acids. The transcript is spliced from 3 exons. The record is from RefSeq and is a predicted model, not a curated record. Lineage: Eukaryota; Fungi; Ascomycota; Dothideomycetes; Botryosphaeriales; Aplosporellaceae.